UUGUUUCUAGCGAGCGCUCUCUCUCUCUUUCUUUCCAAGAUGUUGUUUGAGCUAUUACAGAUAGCGGAAAUCGUGCUUGCCUUCAACUUUGUAUGCAGUGAAUGGAAUGUCAAGGACGAGCUCCCAAGCGAUUUAGAUGCUCUAAUUGAGGCUCAGGAAAUCGAAGCUGCACAGGAAAAGCACGGUUCAUCCCUCGGACAGCUUUGCAGCGUCGAAGCGCCCAAGCGGCAGCAAAUCCUACGCUCUGACGGUGAAAAGGUGGUGGAGCUACAGGAGUUCGCCCGGAAGCCCGAGCUGGGUCAAGGGUUGUUAUACCCGGAGUUCGAUGAUCAUAACACAGUGCUUGGAAACAAGAGGAAGGCGCCGCCGGCGGUCUGUGAUCAUCCGCCUCUCGAUCGCGGCAAACUUACUCUCCCUAACGUAGAGCUGCUUGGAAAUAAGAGGAAGGCACCGGCGGCGGUGGAUCAUGACUGUGAUCAUCCGCCUCUUGAUCACCGCAAACUUACUCUCCCUGACAGGCUAGAGAUUGGUGGUCGUGGUAGGAAGGCACCGGUGAAUCAUUACUGUGAUCAUCCGCCUCUCGAUCACCGCAAACUUACUCUCCCUGACAGGCUAUUCUACCCGCUGCCUGGAAACAAGAGGAAGGCGCCGGCGGCGGUGGAUCAUUACUGUGACCAUCCGCCUCUCAAACGCCGCAAACUUGUUAACACGGUGGCGGACUCUCCUCUCAGCGAGAACUGGAUGAUAAUGAUGGAAGUGGUCAAGCGUCAUCCACCUGAGACGAAGCAGGUCUUUAACUUCGCCAACAUCUAUCAUGGCAUGAGCCCGGCGCUGGCUCACUACGACUGCCUGGCGGAUCCUGCGCCGGAAGGGGCUGCUCGGCCGGGCCGAGGACAGCAUGCCUUUCGAGCCGGGCGUGGGCGAUGCUCCUGGCGGCGUGCCAGACUCAAUCGACUCUCUACAGGUGCAAGGCUCUGGCGACGAAGCCUCACAACACCAAGAGAUCGGGUGUCCAGAAGGACAGGCUCAACGUCUCGGACAAGCUCAACUCGAUCUAGCGUCAGGUCGGGCGGUGGACCCACGAGAUCAUGACGGCUUAUGCGACCAGGCUAAACAUUGAGCUGAUCAUCGAGUGUAGGUGCAGAAGUACCACAGGCCGUGCUGCUGAGGCACGCUGCCAGUCAAGAACCUCAAGUCUGCCACCACAAUAUCAACGUCAGGUUGAGUUCCACCACAUCGAGAAGGACGUGCGUACGGUAGCGAAGCCCUCUUGAUUGCUUGGUCUCUCCUCCAACUCACAUACUAGGAACUCUUUAGAUGGUGAUUGACAAUUGAAACUAUACUUGAAUAUUCUUUAUUUAUGAUAUAAAU
Molecule: messenger RNA, 1371 nt
Organism: Selaginella moellendorffii
Lineage: Eukaryota; Viridiplantae; Streptophyta; Lycopodiopsida; Selaginellales; Selaginellaceae
Exons: 7
Coding region: 40-1092 (350 amino acids)
Source: RefSeq, a predicted model, not a curated record